Messenger RNA from Plasmodium malariae, 597 nucleotides. It is a transcript of the gene GCVH, whose product is annotated as glycine cleavage system H protein, putative. Bases 1 to 597 code for a protein of 198 amino acids. The transcript has a single exon. Gene Ontology annotation, biological process: protein lipoylation; glycine decarboxylation via glycine cleavage system. Gene Ontology annotation, cellular component: cytoplasm; mitochondrion; glycine cleavage complex. The record is from RefSeq and is a predicted model, not a curated record. NCBI's taxonomy places the organism in Eukaryota, Apicomplexa, Aconoidasida, Haemosporida, Plasmodiidae.
AUGAUAACGCUUAGAAGAUCUUUCUCUUAUAAGAAGUUUAUCUCUUUAUAUGGUCCGUGUACUUUUAAAAGAUUUGUAACGUAUUAUACUACAACGCAUGAAUACAUUAAAAUAAAUGAACAAAAUUUGAAUGAUUUAAAAAAUAAAAACAACGUGCAAUGUAAAAUAGGAAUAAGCAGUUAUGGAACUGAAAAAUUAGGAGAAAUUGUUUAUAUAGAUAUAACACAUAACAUAAAUGAUUAUAUAAAAAAGGGGGAUUGCAUAGCAACCAUUGAAAGUGUUAAAAGUGUAGGGGAUGUAUAUACCCCUAUUAGUGGUAAAAUUGUCGACAUAAAUAGUAAAGUAAUAGAUAAUGUCAAUUUAAUGAAUGGACAUUCCGAAUCCGAAGGAUGGAUUAUGGAAUUAUUAACAAACGAUAUAAAUGAAAAAGAAAUAAUGGACAGUACUGAAUAUAAGAAAGCAUGUGAAGAAGAAGAACAAAAGGAAGAAAAGAAAAUGGAACAGAGUGAAAUUAAUUGCCUAGAAGAGAAAAACAAAAAUAAAAUUUUUGAUUUAAAUGAUAUCAAAAGCAUUGAAAAUAAAGGGAAAAAUAAUUAA